This is a messenger RNA of Rosa rugosa (rugosa rose), 2098 nucleotides long. Its product is annotated as polyamine oxidase 5-like. Gene Ontology annotation, biological process: polyamine catabolic process. The record is from RefSeq and is a predicted model, not a curated record. Gene Ontology annotation, molecular function: polyamine oxidase activity. The transcript has 10 exons. Bases 381 to 1865 code for a protein of 494 amino acids. NCBI's taxonomy places the organism in Eukaryota, Viridiplantae, Streptophyta, Magnoliopsida, Rosales, Rosaceae. Gene Ontology annotation, cellular component: peroxisome.
UGGAGAGUGUUGGAUCUGAGUCCCCAUAGUUGUGUUUGGCAAAUUGGCGACUUGGGUUGUCUUCUUCUUAGUACUCCUUCCUUGCAAUUGUGGUACCAUUCAUUACCUGGUUAUUCCCAUAUUCCUUAUUCUUCACCAUUGGUAUUGGUAUUGCUUGCGAGUGAGAGAGAGAGAGAGAGAAUGUCAUGAUAAAUGUCAUGAAGGAACUGCCUUGCUAUUCUUCUGCCAAUCUCAGCCGCUUCAUUGCUGGCCUUCUCAUCUUCCUUCUUUAUAAUUCUUACCAAUUAGUCGCCAAGAUUCCUAUACACCCUUUUUCUUAAACCAAACCAAACCAAACCAAUUCCCAAUUCCCUUUUACUGUUCCAUAAUUCCCUGUUCCGAUGGACCCCAAAGAUCCGUUCUUUACUGAUUUGAUUGACGACUCAAUUCCUUCUCGCAUUGAGAGGCAGCACAAUGCAUCAUCAUGGCCUUCUGUUAUUGUUGUUGGUGGUGGUAUAUCUGGUCUUGCAGCGGCUCGUCUUCUCCAUGACGCUUCCUUUAAGGUGACAUUGCUCGAAUCACAAGAUAGACUCGGUGGCCGGAUUCUUACUGAUUACUCAUUUGGUUGUCCAGUAGAUAUGGGAGCAUCAUGGCUACAUGGUGUUUGCAAUGAGAAUCCCUUGGCUCCACUUAUACGCCGUCUAGGACUUACUUUAUAUCGUACUAGCGGCGACAACUCCGUGUUGUAUGAUCAUGAUUUGGAAAGCUUUGCGCUUUUCGAUAUGGACGGCAAACAAGUUCCUCAGCAGAUGGUCGUUGAAGUUGGUGAUAUAUUCAAGAGAAUUCUCACUGAGACAGAGAAAGUAAGGAAUGAACAUACUGAUGACAUGUCUGUUCACCAAGCAAUAAUGAUUGUCUUGAAUAGGCAUCCAGAGUUAAGACAAGAAGGACUUGCUCAAGCAGUGUUGCAAUGGUACAUGUGUCGAAUGGAAGCAUGGUUUGCUGCAGAUGCAGAUAUGAUAUCACUGAAAAACUGGGAUCAGGAGCAUGUUCUCUCUGGUGGUCAUGGACUUAUGGUGGAAGGUUAUGAUCCCAUAAUAAAGACUCUUGCAAAAGAUAUCGAUGUGCGGUUGAGUCACAGGGUCACAAAGAUAUCAAAUGGUUGUAAUAAGGUGAUGCUCACAACUGAAGAUGGCAGAAACUUCAUUGCAGAUGCGGCUAUCAUAACCGUACCUCUUGGGGUUCUUAAAGCCAAGUUGAUCGAGUUCGAACCCACCUUACCAGAGUGGAAAAUGUCUGCAAUUUCUGAUCUUGGGGUGGGCAAUGAAAACAAAAUUGCCUUACGAUUUGAUAAAGUUUUCUGGCCGAAUGUAGAGCUCUUAGGAGUUGUUGCACCUUCUUCUUAUGGAUGCGCUUAUUUUCUCAAUCUUCACAAGACAACGGGGCAACCAGUCCUUGUCUAUAUGUGUGCUGGAAGGUUUGCAUAUGACCUUGAAAAUCUAGAUGAUGUUGCUGCUGUUAAAUUUGUGAAUGAUCAGCUCAAGAAUAUGUUACCCGAAGCAACUGAGCCGGUUCAAUAUCUUGUAUCACAUUGGGGAACAGACCUGAAUUCCCUUGGAUGUUACUCUUUGGAUUUGGUUGGAAAGCCAGCAGAUGUAUACGAGAGGCUUCGAGCACCUUUGGGUAACCUUUUCUUUGGAGGGGAAGCUGUUAGCAUGGAUCAUCAAGGAUCAGUACAUGGGGCUUAUGCAGCAGGAUUAAUGGCAGCUGAAAACUGUCAGAAUCAUCUCUUGGAGAAACUUGGUAGAUUGGAAAAGUUGCAGUGUGCUUAUGUUGGCGAUGAAGUGCUCGAAGCAAUUGUUCCGCUGCAAAUCUCAAGGAUUUGAGUCCUUUUUGAUACACCGAGAAGAGACAAAUAGUCUUUAUCAUUCAAAUUUCAUAUGUCGCUCAUCCUUGUUUUACACUUUUACCUUUUAGAUUUAUCAGUUAACCCUCAUUCACAAUGUUUAGAAAUGUUCUAGGUUUGAAAUUUUUAUCGCUGUUGUUGAACAUGGAAAAACCAAAGUGUUCUCAAUGGCCAACUACUUUAUAAGCUUCAAAGUUUCAGAGCGUCCGAACA